CGGUCCGUCUCUCCCGGCCCGGAAUCCAUUCCGGCCCGCGAGCCGGAGCGGCCAGGCCGCCGUCUGCCGACCCGCUGGCCGUCCGGCGGUCCGCCCUCGGGCGCGUCUGUCCGCCGGUGCGCCCGGCCGCCCGCCGGCCCAGAGCAGAACACAAGGCGCAGAGAAGUGAAGUAACUUGCCCAGCUAUGAGAGCCAGAGCCAGAACUUGAAACCAGAUGAGGACACAGAGGCCCAGAGAGGGGAAGUGACUUGCCUAGGGACGCACAGCAGGGAGAGGUGGAGCUGGGCCUCUAGUCUGAAACCCCUGACUCCACACCUGGUGUUUGUGCCCAGGCCCCAGGCUGCUUCCCAGAUCCUCUGGGACAGCCCCUGCCUUCACCAGGCAGCCCUUCCUGCUCCCGGAGGCUCUCCUCCACCCCAGGGUCCUCUCUCCCUCCAGCCAGGAUCAUGGGCAGCAACAAGAGCAAGCCCAAGGAUGCCAGCCAGCGGCGCCGCAGCCUGGAGCCCGCCGAGAACGCCCACGCUGUCGGCGGCGGCGCCUUCCCCACCUCGCAGACCCCCAGCAAGCCGGCCUCGGCGGACGGCCACCGCGGCCCCAGCGCGGCCUUCGCCCCCGCCGCCGCCGAGCCCAAGCUCUUCGGAGGCUUCAACUCCUCGGACACGGUCACCUCCCCGCAGAGGGCGGGGCCGCUGGCCGGUGGAGUGACCACCUUUGUGGCUCUCUAUGACUAUGAGUCACGGACAGAGACUGACCUGUCCUUCAAGAAAGGGGAACGGCUCCAGAUUGUCAACAACACAGAGGGAGACUGGUGGCUGGCCCACUCGCUCAGCACGGGACAGACAGGCUACAUCCCCAGCAACUAUGUGGCGCCCUCUGACUCCAUCCAGGCCGAGGAGUGGUACUUUGGCAAGAUCACCAGACGAGAGUCAGAGCGGUUGCUGCUCAACACCGAGAACCCGAGAGGGACCUUCUUAGUGCGAGAAAGCGAGACCACAAAAGGUGCCUACUGCCUCUCCGUGUCCGACUUCGACAACGCCAAGGGCCUCAACGUGAAGCACUACAAGAUCCGCAAGCUGGACAGCGGCGGCUUCUACAUCACCUCCCGCACCCAGUUCAACAGCCUGCAGCAGCUGGUGGCCUACUACUCCAAACAUGCCGACGGCCUGUGCCACCGCCUCACCACCGUGUGCCCCACGUCCAAGCCACAGACUCAGGGCCUGGCCAAGGAUGCCUGGGAGAUCCCUCGGGAGUCGCUGCGGCUCGAGGUCAAGCUGGGCCAGGGCUGCUUUGGAGAGGUGUGGAUGGGGACCUGGAACGGCACCACCAGGGUGGCCAUCAAAACCCUGAAGCCGGGCACGAUGUCUCCGGAGGCCUUCCUGCAGGAGGCCCAGGUCAUGAAGAAACUGAGGCACGAGAAGCUGGUGCAGCUGUAUGCGGUGGUGUCUGAGGAGCCCAUCUACAUCGUCACGGAGUACAUGAGCAAGGGGAGUUUGCUGGACUUUCUCAAGGGUGAGACGGGCAAGUACCUGCGGCUGCCUCAGCUGGUGGACAUGGCUGCUCAGAUCGCCUCGGGCAUGGCAUACGUGGAGCGGAUGAACUACGUGCACCGGGACCUCCGCGCUGCCAACAUCCUGGUUGGAGAGAACCUGGUGUGCAAAGUGGCUGACUUCGGGCUGGCCCGGCUCAUCGAAGACAACGAGUACACAGCCCGGCAAGGUGCCAAAUUCCCCAUCAAGUGGACGGCUCCAGAAGCUGCCCUCUACGGCCGGUUCACCAUCAAGUCGGACGUGUGGUCCUUUGGCAUCCUGCUGACGGAGCUCACGACGAAGGGACGGGUGCCCUACCCUGGGAUGGUGAACCGGGAGGUGCUGGACCAGGUGGAGCGGGGCUACCGGAUGCCCUGCCCGCCCGAGUGUCCCGAGUCCCUGCACGACCUCAUGUGCCAGUGCUGGCGGAAGGAGCCGGAGGAGCGGCCCACCUUUGAGUACCUGCAGGCCUUCCUGGAGGACUACUUCACGUCCACCGAGCCCCAGUACCAGCCCGGAGAGAACCUCUAGGAGCAGGCAGGGCCAGACUGGCUUCUCCGCUUGGAUCCUGGUCUGGGGCCCCCCUUAUGCGGAUCUCGCCUCCCGCUGCCUGCCCACGUUGGCCCUCUCUCCGGGGGGCUGAAUUGCCAGGGGCCAGGCCUCUCCCUCUUUUGUGGCAUGGAAGGGCUUUGGGACCUGCAGGAGCCUGUGAGGGCAGGACCCAAGGCCGGCACAGUGACUCUGUCCCUGCUCCUGCUGUAGCCACACGCCCCCUCCCUGCGCUCCCUCCCUGAGCUGGCCGGUCUCUGGAGGAGGAACUGGGAAGAGCUGGGCUGGACUGGGCCUGGCUGGGGCGCCCUGUUUCCUGCCCCAGCCUACUCCACGCAUCGGGCUCCCCUCCCCACUUCCCACGCCCCUAUGUCUGUCUCGAGAGCUGGCCCAAAGAGCCUUUCCAAAGAGGAGCGAUGGGCCCCCGGCCCUCAGCCUGCCUGCCACCCUGCCCCUUGCCAUCCACUGCGGAAACAUCUGUAGGUGGAGGCCGCCAGGGCCAGACCCCUCUGCCCAGCUCGACGUGAUGCUGGCAGGUGGGAUGAGUACCCCUCAGACCCCGCCCUUCUUAGAUGUGAGGGACCCUUGGAGACCAUCCAUUGCUUGCUCCCAUUUUACCCAUGGGGAAACUGAGUCCAGAGAGGGGAUGUGACUUGCCAAGGCCACAAAAAAGUUCAGGGUUGAGGUGGGAUUGGAACCUGGUGCUCCUUCCAUCUUCCUCAGGAACCAGUGAGAAUCAUCCUCUGAGGCAUCACAGAUAGACUGGAGCAGCCAGGGGACAGGGGACUGAGGACGGGUUAGACACAGCAGAGCUCUGCAGCUGCUGCCCCCUCGGCUGGGCUGUCGUGGGGGAGGAGAACGGAGGCAGAUGUGAGGCUGAGCUGGGAGUGCGGGGAGGGCAGGUGUGGAGAGGCAGGCUUCAAUCAGGAUGCGGCUGGCUUUAGACCUUCAGAGCCAGCCAGCUAUGAAAGAGUGAGCUCCCAGGCUCUGGAGGCAAUCAAGCAGAAAUGGGAGAGCCAAGAGGCUGGGAGGCCCUGGCCCUGACCUCAAGAGGGAACCCCAGGUCCUCCUUCCCCCAGUUUGUCCUGUGGCAUUUCAACACCUGGUCUCUGCUCUCCUGCCUAAGUUGGCACCGCUUGGCUCAUGAGAAGGGAAAGGAGUGCCUGGGCUGGGGUGCAAGAGGAUGAGGUGCCCACUGCCAUGCACCAGGACUGGCUGCGUGACCUUGGGCGGCCCCUGCUUUUUCUCUGGGCUGUAGUGUCUGCCCCACGUGUGGCCAUGGCCUCUGCUACUGCUCAGCUCCUGUCCUGUCCAGACUCUGUGGCAGGACAUCCAUAGGGAGCCCAGCCCCGGGACAUCAGAUGACUAUUUUGGCCCUGGCUCUGCUGUUCAGCCUUAGGGUGUGUGGUGGCUUCUCCCUGGGCCUCAGUGUGCCCAUCUGUAAAAGGGCAGCCGAUGAAUUUGUGGCAUCUUGCCAAGGGACCCCGUGUGUGUGUGUAUGUGUGUGCAUGUGUGUGUGUGUCUCCAUGUGUGUCCAUAUUUAACAUGUAAAAACGCCCCCUGCUCCGUCCCCCAGACACAUUGUACAUUUCACCCAUGGCACCCCAUCAUAGCAAUAACAUUCCCACUGCCAGGGGUUCUCGAGCCAGCCAGGCCCUGCCAGCGGGGAAGGAGGCCAAGCAGUGCCUGCCUAUGAAAUUCCAACUUUUCCUCUCAUCCAUGUUUAUUACCCACCCGUCCAUCGCGGUCACCUCUGGGCUCGCUCACCCCAGCGUGCUCUCAAAUCCCCUCCGGUUGCCCGAGGCCCUUUGUAUAAGGUGUCCUAAUACUGUCCUUUUUUUAAAAAAAAACAGUGUUUUGUAGAUUUCAGAUGACUAUGCAGAGGCCUGGGGGACCCCUGGCUCUGGGCAGGGCCUGGUGGUCCCAAAUUCUGUGGCCCAGGCUUUGGGGGGAGGAAGGGGAGGGGUCCAUAAUUGGUUGUAAAUACUUUGCAUACUGUCUGAUUAAACACAAACAGACCUCAGA
Messenger RNA from Lemur catta (Ring-tailed lemur), 4101 nucleotides. It is a transcript of the gene SRC, whose product is annotated as SRC proto-oncogene, non-receptor tyrosine kinase. The transcript is spliced from 14 exons. The record is from RefSeq and is a predicted model, not a curated record. NCBI's taxonomy places the organism in Eukaryota, Metazoa, Chordata, Mammalia, Primates, Lemuridae. Gene Ontology annotation, molecular function: ATP binding; non-membrane spanning protein tyrosine kinase activity; growth factor receptor binding. The coding region runs from base 448 to 2058 and encodes 536 amino acids. Gene Ontology annotation, biological process: cell differentiation; epidermal growth factor receptor signaling pathway; bone resorption. Gene Ontology annotation, cellular component: extrinsic component of cytoplasmic side of plasma membrane.